AUGUCUGACUCCAUCCCCUCUGCCCACCCUGGCCCAGACGCUGUUGACCAGCACCGCCCCGCAAAUGCCGAAGACCGCAAAGCCGCCGCUGCCCUUUCCUCUCUGAAUACGAAUGAAAUCGGCGCGGACUCCGGCACCAAGCCGCCUUCAUCCGCGGACCAGGAGGCAUUGGGAAAGGCGAUGAGUCGGUUGGAGAUCGCUGCGGGGCAGGACACGGGGAAGAGGACGGCUGAGGCACAGAAGGAGUCAGAGGUGGUGAGGAAGAAAGCUGUGAAAGUUACCUCGGAAGAUGUUAACCUCUUGGUCGAACAAUUGGAUUUGACUAAAAUCAAGGCGACCGAGCUCUUGAAAUCCAAUAAUGGCGAUGCCAAGCAGGCGAUCAAGGCUUUCAUUACUCCAGCCAUUGGAGCUUGA
Messenger RNA from Aspergillus alliaceus, 414 nucleotides. RefSeq names its product huntingtin-interacting protein K. The record is from RefSeq and is a predicted model, not a curated record. Gene Ontology annotation, biological process: negative regulation of apoptotic process; protein stabilization. The transcript is spliced from 2 exons. Bases 1 to 414 code for a protein of 137 amino acids. NCBI's taxonomy places the organism in Eukaryota, Fungi, Ascomycota, Eurotiomycetes, Eurotiales, Aspergillaceae.